GCUCACACGUGCCGCUGCCUUUCGUCUUUGUCUCGCUUCACAGCUUCACUGGCUGCUAUGGGCACUGCCUACAGGGAGAGGAGCUGACUGCCGCCUUUGCCAUUUCCUAACAUUGCAUCCCUCGCAGCAUUCGUCGCGGGAGGAGUCUCAGCCUAUUUUGCACGUCUUCGGAGGCACAAUGACCGGAUUACAGUAGCCGAUACCGACGUCUGCCCACCUGGAAGAUGCUGGGAUGGUGCAUGUUUUGAGCGUUUCUACUUGGGUUUCCGGCCGGACGAGUUUCUUAUGGAUGAUGCACAGAGGGGUUUUGCGGUGUCUUUAUGUAUCACCCUGAUUUGGAAACCCUCCAUCCCACCAGGAGAUCCAUGACCUGGUUUUUGUUGUACCGUUGUCAUCAUGUCCCCAGCAUCGGCUGCAACGGCCAGUGAAAGCAGCACCACCACCGUUCCCGAAGAGGAGCAGGACAGUCCCCGAGAGGAGCAGCGGCCCCAGAAGCAGUCCUUGACUAAAUCCUUGUGUCAGGAAACUCACUGGAAAUGCCUGCUGCUGUCCCUGCUGAUGUAUGGCUGCGUCGGGGUGAUGGCCUGGUGCCAGGUGACCAAGGUCACACGCCUCUCCUUCGACAGCGCUUACAAGGGAAAGUCUAUGAUGUACCACGACAGUCCCUGCUCCAACGGCUACAUCUACAUCCCUUUGGCCUUCCUGGUCAUGCUCUAUGUGGUCUACCUGGUGGAGUGUUGGCACUGCUACACCAGGAAUGAGCUACAGUACAAGGUGGAUGUUGACAGUGUGGCGGAGCGCAUCCAGCGAAUGCAGCAGGCCACGCCCUGCAUCUGGUGGAAGGCCAUUAGCUACCAUUAUAUCAGGAGGACGCGGCAGGUGACACGCUACCGUAAUGGAGAUGCCUACACCACCACGCAGGUCUACCAUGAGCGAGUCAACACCCAUGUGGCUGAGGCGGAGUUUGAUUACGGGAACUGUGGGGUUAAGGACAUCGCAAAGCACCUGUUGGGUAUGGAGGACUUCCCCAUCACCAGGCUGAGGUUCACUAAGUGCUUUAGCUUUGCCAAUGUGGAGUCAGAAAACUCUUACCUGACCCAGCGGGCCAGGUUCUUCACAGAGAACGAGGGCCUGGAUGACUACAUGGAGGCACGCGAGGGGAUGCACCUGAAGAAUGUAGACUUUAAGGAGUAUAUGAUUGCCUUUUCUGAUCCUAAUCACCUUCCCUGGUACGCAGCCAACUCCUCUUUCUGGGUGGCAGCUGCUUUCACCCUCUCCUGGCCUCUGCGGGUGCUGACAGAGUACCACACUGCCUGUGUACACUACCAUGUAGAGAAGCUGUUUGGCUUUGACUAUGUGCCAGUAAGCCCGUCUGAGGAGCGACCACAUUGCAGACACAUCCCACGAGUCAACACGAUCGACAGCACGGAGUUGGAGUGGCACAUCCGCUCCAACCAGCAGCUGGUGCCCAGCUACUCGGAGGCUGUUCUCAUGGAUCUGGCUCAGCUCUCAGGAAGCUGUAACAACUACUCCGUAUGUGGAGGGUACGGUAGCUACAGGCAGAACUGUGAACGCUGCCACCGUGCCAUCAGCAGCUCCUCCAUCUUCUCGCGCAGUGCCCUCAGCAUCUGCAACACGGGGAGCCCCCGCAUCCCCUUCAGCGCCAGCCGCUUCUCGCUGAGUCGGUUGUACGGAUCCAGGCGGAGCUGCCUGUGGAGGAGCAGCGGGAGCUUGAACGAGCGGUCCUGCCCCACAGAGAGCACGCACUGUCUGUCAGGUCAGCAGACAAGUGAGGAGAACCCUCCAGCCUACCAGGACGCUCUGUGCUUCCCAGUGCUCAUUGUGCAUCGCAACGAAGGCUGCCUCAACCACGACCACCGCUCCCUGCACAGAAACGGCUCCUGUGCGGAGACUUCUCUAUGACCCGCAGCUGCCAGACUUACCUGAGCAUGGGAUCUAAUGAUACAGGAACAGAGUGAGGAAACUCUGUACACCAGGGCUGGGAUAACAUUGACUUCUGCUUCUCCCUUUUACAAUAGACGUAACGUGGUCACCUACAAGUUACCACAAACAAGGAUUUUUUUCUGAAGAUACAGUAACUAGAAACAGGGAAAGUCCUUACAGUACAGUCAAUAAGUCAGAGGAAAAGUUGAUGCUGUCGAUGAGAGACUGUUGUUUAAAUACAAUGCGGCUUUAAAGGACCAAAUUGCCAAAAAGUUACGUACUGUCCUACCAUAAGGAUAAGAGUCAAAUAACCAAGGAAUUCCAAGGGGAGUCACAUCCUACUGUAAAUGCCAUAUUUGUAGAUCUUAGUCAGAGAAAAGGACAUGAGUAAUACUUUUACAUAUUUGGAGCCUAAUAUGGGUUUUGAAAUUACCAAGAAAUUGGCAAGAAAUGAAAGGGAUACAACAAUUAACGGACGUCCGAAUGAGAAAUUAAGAAAUAUUGAGAAAAUCAUUGACUCACACAUCAUGUGAGUCAUGGGAAUUAGGUGAAUUAUGAGAGGAAAUGCAGGGAUAUCAGCCUCCUUGUCAAAGCAUAUACUGUAUAACAAGACUAAAUAUUUUUGCUGAAACAAAAUACACGUCUUAUGGCUCUGACAAAGUGACGCUAACUUUGGCCCAAAUCUAAAAUAUAAACAUCUGCAUGUGUAACCUUUUGAUACUGGCUGAUUUAAAUCUGUUCUUUCAAAGUCAAUGCUGAUGGGAAUCUAUUUCAAAAGGAACACAUUUCCAUAGUAUAAAAAUAAUCCUCUGAUGCAGAUGCUGAAAGAUCAAGUUAGCAGACAUCGGCUUGACUGCGAUGACAUUAUACUUACUGGCUUUCUAAAUAUAGCGACACAGUCGAUGAAUAAUUUAGCACAGGAGAGCUAAAGGACACAAGAACUUAAAACUGAAUCAACAACACUUCUUCAAACUGUUAAUUACUAUAAACUGCACAUUUUCUAUAAUGGCCAACUGCAAAGUAAUAAACCUCACCAUGAUAUUAAUGAAUCAUUGUCAACUCAGCUAGAUUAAAAUCUGAAAGCUGUAUUAAGUUUAAUAUUCGGCAAUAUUUCUAUUCAGCCUACCUCCUUAUUUAAGUGCCUAGCGAUCAACUGUUACUGACGAGCAUGAGCCAUCGUAACUAAAGUCAUCUCAUCUCGACAUCUUCCUAUUAAAACAAGUCUUACACUCAUAAUAACACACGGUAUACAAGGCAUAGGAGAAACCUUUUAUUAUUAUGGUUUAAAAUACAUAAGGUUUUAAGAAUCGGGCCCUAAAUGUUUUUCAGAUGAUUCUCCUCAUGAUAUAACACAGCUCUCGUGUACUGCUGCUGCUGCUGCUGCUGAUGCAUAUCAGAGAGACAGCCAGAGAGCUGGCCAUCAAAGACGCCAGAAAUAGGAAGAGGCCUGGAUUCACUACUGAUAGUGUCAGAUUUAAUAAUAUGACAGGAUUACUUUCAAGAACUAAAAAAAAAAAAAAGGCUUCCUCUCAAAUGAGUGCGUGCAGUAUCUCAGUCACGGUUAAUUUUAAUUUACUGUCAGGCCAUGCACAACAAUUAAUGUAAAAUGGAAACAGAGAUGAAAACUUUUCAAACAAAUAUUAUAUAGAAGUAGUAACAAUUUAGCUCAUUUUAACCGUGAAAAUAGAGUCGUUUCUGUACGAACAAGUCCUCAUCUCACGAGACCUGCAGUGAAAGAUGAACUGGAAUGGACAGAUCAUUCUCCACCAUUAAGUUCAUUAAAACCAUUACAACGUCCAAGAAUAUUAAAUAUCAGAAUCUUGUCCGUGGGCGAACAUUGCGUGUUACUUCCUGUUUCAACUCUAUCCUUCACAAUAAUGAGCCUGUACUGUUAAAUGGUGACCGAUUAGCCACUACUCAUUACGUUCCAUGUUGAGUUUGGAGUUGCAGACUAUCUUUGUAGCAAUACUAGAGAACACUCGGAAAUUAGUCAAAGGGAGCGAGGCAUGAUUAAAAACACAGAUUUAGCAUUGAAACAUUCUGUGAACAGUUUUUACAACUCAUGGGUCAUCUAUGCAAGCCCCUCCAACUCAGGAUAGUAUUCAGGGCAAAGAUUCUGCUUUGCAGCAACAUCCCAAAACCCGGUCAUCACCCCUUUCUCUAAACUUCAGGUUUAUUUUGCUUUUCAAAAGGCUUCAGCGAGGAUCAUAACCGAUUUUUAAAUGAGAGGUUUGUGAACACAGGAUGACGAACCGCACUGACGUUACAUUGCUCAUGUUCCCAUUCCAGAUAACAAAGGUGGAGAAGCAGGUGAGAGACAACGGAGCAACAUGUUAGAUAUCUCCAGGAUUUUGGUCCCACCAGCUAUUCAUAAAUCCAUCUUUAAGUCCUUCUUAAGUUCUUAUUAACUACUAGCUAGUAUCGGGUUGCACCAUUAGAACUUCAGAAAUGUCUUAGCGAGUUAUUUCGUCAUUUCGUGACUGACAUAACGUUUUAUAAAUUGAGGUAUAUUGAAAGGUAUUGAGGUAUAUUAUAUGUUUGUGAAAUAUAAUAACAAAUUAUUCAUGCAUCAUUGUUAUGAUAGCAAACUUCAAUCAAGUGUCAGCUCAUACAUGUUGACCAUAUUACCGUUUCAAUAUAAAUAGAUCAUGUACAGUGUUAGUUUAGCAACAACUUAUCUCAACAUAAGAAGUAGUUUGUGUGGUGCAACCCAUUAUAGUUUAGCAAUGUGUAAAUCUCCACUUAGUAAAUAUUUAUAACAUGGAGAUGUUUGAACUUAUGACCAGCUGGGGCAACCGACUCCAGGUCCUGGUAUUCGUGGCACUUGUGUAUUUAGAACACUCUCUUUGAUUGUUGAAGAAAUAGUUUGUAUAUAGAGACAUACAUUUGGGGAAAUACACUUUUUUGCCUUCUUGAAGAGAGUUUGAUGAGGAGAUGAAUACCACUUUGAUGUCUGUACAUUUAAUAUGACGCUCCCACCAGCAGCGGGUUAGCUCAGCUUAGCAUAAAGACUGGAAACAGGGUGAACAACACGUUUUAUCUAGUUUGUUUUACCUGAACAAAAACUGAAACGACAAGUUGUUAUUUUACGCAGCUCGUUGGCUGUAUGACAUCAGCAGACAGAUGACAGUGGUAUUCAGCUUCUCUUCUAACCCUCAUAAAAAUUAAAAUAAAUAAGCGUCUUUUCCAAAAUUGUCAAACUCUCCCUUUAAUGGUUAAUGGAUGGUGUACUACGCAACCUUUUUGAGCAACAUGAAUAGCAUUUUAGCGGGAAACCAAAUUACACACAGGGAUUGAAAUGAACCCAUUAAUCAUUAAUUCAUUUUCUCCUAAAAGGCUGGAUCAUAUCCCAGAAUGCAUUGGUCAGAAGUCAGAGAAUUAUGUAAUGUCCAUGUACUGUGAGGUAAAGUGUAAGCAUAAGGAAAACCACAAGGAAGAGCAUGUAAACUCCACAAGAGAUGUAAAAUCUAUUAAGAGUAUGAUUUGGGAUUUAAGUCACUGUUUUAUACUGAAGUCAUCAUCGCAUUCUCUCAUUCAUGGUCAGCCUACAAGCCCCUCGGAUAGCAUCACUGUGAUCCAUACAUAGUCAUGUGUAAGAAUAGAAAAUGUGUUUACCGGUGCAAUGUUUACAUAACAACAGUGACAUUCAAAACAGUUACAAAUCUGUCUGGAAGGUUCAUAACUAGACAUUUUUCCUCCAUAGACGAGCAUAAAAGCUUCUGUCAUGCAAAGCACUCGACCCUUCAUCAUGUGUAUUUAGUGGAUUAGGUAGUUUUGAUAUGUACUCUUUCACUCGAGAAUGCUCUGGGGUUUGUCUUUUUGUACUCAAAUGAUUUUGUGGAUUUUCAAGACUGUAGGGCAGAAAGGAUUUGUACUGUAAAUAAAAUAGAGGCGAGAGGUUAGAAUGACUGUUGGUGUGGAUCUAAGCUGAAUGUGUCGUGCACACUUAGGUAACUGAAGCAGGGAUAUUUUUGAUGUGCAGAUGUUAAAUGCUGGGUUUGUUAAGUCACAAAUGGCAAUACAAUCCUUUGUAAAAGGUUUCAGGCAACACAGCCAACAGAAUCUUUUUGCUGCUUCUUAUAUACUCUUUUGAAUGAUGUAUGUUGCCCUUAAACCCAUUUUUACAUUUUUUAAAUCAUAUUUGGUACACCUUUAUUUACCUGAAAAUGUCAGAAGGGUUUGAGUGAUUUAGGAUCGGGUGCACACACAGAACGGUUGUGUGAGUAUUGAUAAUGAUUACUGAUCUGAAGAAUAUCAGUAUUCUUUCGUAUGUAGAUUGAUAUAUGUGCUGGUCCAACAUCAACUUACAGAAUAGCCUUGCCUCUCUUCAUAUGAUUAUAGAAAGCAACUCGUGAUUUUGCAAGUAAAGAUGUGUUUUUUGCUACCUGGCAAAGGUGUUACAAUUAUAUUAUUAAUCUGUAGAUAUAGGUUUUAAAAACAACAACACAAAUCUGUAUGUAUUCCAACUCCACCACAACGUUGCCUUGAUGUUUAAGGAGUUAAAACCAAAUCUGUGUAUCAAAAUGAAAACAAAAGGCUCCUCAAUAAACGGAAUUGCUCACUGAAA
This is a messenger RNA of Anarrhichthys ocellatus (wolf-eel), 6511 nucleotides long. RefSeq names its product transmembrane protein 151Ba (gene tmem151ba). NCBI's taxonomy places the organism in Eukaryota, Metazoa, Chordata, Actinopteri, Perciformes, Anarhichadidae. The transcript is spliced from 2 exons. The record is from RefSeq and is a predicted model, not a curated record. Bases 397 to 1923 code for a protein of 508 amino acids.